Messenger RNA from Oncorhynchus tshawytscha (Chinook salmon), 3243 nucleotides. RefSeq lists its product as uncharacterized. The record is from RefSeq and is a predicted model, not a curated record. Bases 148 to 1797 code for a protein of 549 amino acids. Gene Ontology annotation, molecular function: structural molecule activity. The transcript is spliced from 4 exons. Gene Ontology annotation, biological process: bicellular tight junction assembly; cell adhesion. Gene Ontology annotation, cellular component: bicellular tight junction; plasma membrane. NCBI's taxonomy places the organism in Eukaryota, Metazoa, Chordata, Actinopteri, Salmoniformes, Salmonidae.
UUUCAUGGUAAACCCUAUAAGUCAGAGACGUAGAGUAGGUGAGUUCUUCAUUGUCAACAUCUACCCUGUUCAGACUAUACUCUCCUGUCUCUCUCUCUCUCUCCCUCCGUCAACUCAAUCCAUCCAUUCUACCAGGGCUCCAUCAGGAUGGUGUCAGCUGGGUUACAGAUGCUGGGCACAGCCCUGGCGAUCAUCGGCUGGCUGGGAAGCAUCAUCAUCUGUGCUCUGCCCAUGUGGAAGGUGACAGCUUUCAUCGGAGCCAACAUCGUCACCGCUCAGGUCAUCUGGGAAGGGUUAUGGAUGAACUGUGUGACCCAGAGCACGGGCCAGAUGCAGUGUAAGGUCUACGACUCCCUCCUGGCCUUACCUCAGGACCUGCAGGCCGCCAGGGCUCUGAUCAUAAUCGCCAUAAUUGCCGGCGUGUUCGCCAUCCUGCUUGGCAUCGCCGGCGGGAAGUGCACCAACUUCGUGGAUAACGAGAGGUCCAAGGCCAAGGUAGCCAUCGCUAGCGGAGUCGUCUUCCUCAUUGCUGCCCUUCUGGUUCUGGUCCCUGUCUGCUGGUCGGCCAACACCAUCAUCCGAGACUUCUACAACCCCCUUUUGAUCGAGGCCCAGAGAAGGGAGCUGGGAGCCUCACUCUACAUCGGCUGGGGCUCCGCAGGGCUGAUGAUCCUGGGCGGGGCGCUCCUCUGCUGCUCCUGCCCCCCCAAAGAAGAGAACCACAAUGUCAAGUACUCCAAGGCUGCUAGUUCCGUGGCUGGCAGCAGCAAGGCCUACGUCUUGACAACAACCAGCAAGCAGCUAGAGAGACAGUGUGUUCUCUCCUCUGCCCCCUCUAACAUGGUCUCUCUGGGGAUCCAGAUGCUGGGCAGCGCCCUGAGCCUGCUGGGCUGGGUGGGGGUCAUCCUGACCUGCAUCCUGCCCAUGUGGAGGGUCACGGCCUUCAUUGGAGCCACCAUCAUCACGUCUCAGACCAUCUGGGAGGGUAUCUGGAUGAGCUGCGUGGUCGAGAGUACGGGCCAGAUGCAGUGUAAACCAUACGACUCCCUCCUGGCCCUGUCCUCCGACCUCCAAGCUGCCAGAGCGCUCACCGUCCUCGCCAUCGCCACGGGCACCGCCGGGCUCCUACUGGCCUUCGUCGGGGGGAAGUGCACUCGGUUUCUGGACGAGCAAGGUGGCGGGGUCAAAGAACGGGUUGCCGUGACAGCGGGCGCGGUGUUGAUCGCCACGGGGGUGCUGUGCCUGAUCCCCACUUCGUGGGCUGCUGGGGCGGUGGUGCAGGGGUUCUACAGCUCCGCCACCGAUGCCCAGCGGAGGGAGAUCGGGGCGUGUCUAUACAUCGGCUGGGGGGCAUCCAUCCUUCUCAUCCUGGGAGGGGGGCUGUUCAUCAGCUCCUCCUGCCCCCUCAGGGCCCACGAUGAGGAUAAGAGCCCCUCUGUUCGCUACCUGGUGGUUCGCUCUUCCAACGGAGCCGCCUCCAGCCAGGCAGCAGCCUCCCAGCACAGCAGGGGACCGUCCACAAAGUCCCAGGCCAACGGCAAAAUGGCCUUUACCAGGUCUCACAGCAGCCAGGCAGCAUCUGCCAAGUCUCAGCCCUGGGGAGUGGUGAAAACCAGGCCUCCCUGGGAGGAGUACGGGCUAGGUAUGGUAGAGCAGGACUACAUCCCGGGGUCUGGGGGGAGUAAGGCACCGUCUACAAAGUCUCAGUUGAACAGACUGGAGUCUCAGGAGAGUUUAGCAGACAAGUCUCAACCCAGUGAGGAUGAAUCCUUAAACCCAACUAAGACCUAUCUCUGAGACCACACACACACACACACACACACACAGAGAGAGAGAGAGAGCAUGGUUUAUGGAAAAUAUGGACAUUAACUAUGCCUUGUUUACUUGUUUAUUUGUUUUGUGUGUGAAAAGUGAUAUUAGACAUUUGAAUAUUUGCUGAAGGAUAUAACUGGCACUGAAAGGUUCUCUCUUUAUUAGCUGGGUUUGAUAUAACUGGCACUGAAAGGUUCUCUCUUUAUUAGCUGGGUUUGAUAUAACUGGCACUGAAAGGUUCUCUCUUUAUUAGCUGGGUUUGAUAUAACUGGCACUGAAAGGUUCUCUCUUUAUUAGCUGGGUUUGAUAUAACUGGCACUGAAAGGUUCUCUCUUUAUUAGCUGGGUUUGAUGAUAUAACUGGCACUGAAAGGUUCUCUCUUUAUUAGCUGGGUUUGAUAUAACUGGCACUGAAAGGUUCUCUCUUUAUUAGCUGGGUUUGAUAUAACUGGCACUGAAAGGUUCUCUCUUUAUUAGCUGGGUUUGAUAUAACUGGCACUGAAAGGUUCUCUCUUUAUUAGCUGGGUUUGAUAUAACUGGCACAGAAAGUUAGGUUCUCUUUAUUAGCUGGGUUUGAUAUAACUGGCACAGAAAGUUAGGUUCUCUUUAUUAGCUGGGUUUGUUUAUGACAUGUAAAAGCUGUUCCAUGUAUUGUUGCUGUAAUAAUGUAUGUAAAGAAAAGUCUACUUCCCAUGAUGUGAAUAUGUUUUCAGUCCCUUUAACAAUGACCAGACAUAUACAGUAAGACUAUUGAUUAGUGUUUAUAUGAAGCUUCUUGGUUCUGCAGUUUGCAUUUCCUUUUUAUGUAGCUCUUUUACGUAACAAAACUCAGAAUUAGUUCAAUAUGAAUUAGUAUGUGACCAGCUACGCUAUGGAAAGCCCCAGCCGGGAUAAACCAGUUUGACAGAGAGUGAGUUGAGGCUGAGCUCACACCAAUGGUUUGCAUUGUGUUAGGGAGCGAUAAAAUGGGGUGUUCCGAAUGGCACCCUAUUGCCUAUACAGUGCACUACUUUUGACCAGGGCUCAUAGGGAAUAGGGUGCAAUAUGGGAUACACACCGUGAUGUUCGUGAAGGAUUCAAAUGAGAGUUUCACCAGAUCACGGACAUGUGACGUCUGGGUUUUGUUUAUUAAAAUACAAUGUUUUCCUGUUUACCCUGAACAAGUAUAUCUCUACCAUGAGGUGAGGAUCAAAUGUACUGUCGGCCUACAUGCUUCUAGCCUACUAAACCCAAUGUAACAAACACAAGCUCUGUUUUGCCAAAUUAGGAUGACAAUGCAGGUUUGAGCUCCCUCUGGUGUCUGGAUGGGUUUGUACAUGAACACAGUAAACACAGUAACUCUCAUUGACUAAAGGGUAUAUAUUAAUGAGCAGGAGAAAACCCUCAGGCCCCAAGGACUGAAUGUACAAUAUGAAUAAAUGUUUGGAACCAC